CCCACAGAGCUCGUGCUCCGCGCGGCGCGGCGCUGUCCUCGGCGCUCUCGGCAUUGGGCGCUGGCAGUCCCGACCUUAAACUUAGCUUCUGGACAAAGGGCGUCUCCAGUAAGAAGAGUGGCAGCAGGACAUGCACCUAGAGAACAAAGGUGGCAGGCUGACCUCUGGCGUACGGGAGAUGGAGCUACAUCAGACAUCAGUUCCCAUGACUGCUGGCCUCGGAGGGCAGGGGCUGGAGGGACUCAGCAACCGCAAGCCCCAGCACGGGGUCAGCAGAGCGGACCCCCUGAAUUCCGACUCCAGUGGGGUGGCCGAGCAGAGCUGCUGGGCUCCUGUGGACCAGGAUUUUGGUUCAUUCCUCACAGAGUGGAGGUGUCACUCUCCUUUACCCCAGUUCUUCAGCUCCAGGUCUGAAGAUGCUUGCUUUACAGAAAGCACCCCUUUGCUGAGGAAUUCCUCAACAGAGAAUGGAUGCUGCUACUUCCGUGGGGAUAACCCGGAAGCCUUGCUUUCCACGUCUCGGCGCUUGCCCGCUGACCAUCCAGAGGCCGGCACCCCCGAGUCAUCGUGGGAGAGUGUCCCGGCGUUGUGGGCGGGGCCGAGCGGGGAGGCUGCGGACUCCACGGAGAGGCGGGAGUUUCCGGUGGGCGCUCCUGGCAGGCUCCGCUUCUCCAGGCUGAGGUGCUGUGUGCGGUGGCUGAAAGUCACGGGCCUGUUUGUCUUUGUGGUGGUGUGCUCUAUUUCAUUUAGCCUGUAUCCAGAUCAAGGAAAGUUCUGGCAGCUGUUGGCCGUGUCGCCCCUGGAAAGCUACUCUGUGAACCUCAGCAGCCGUGCAGACUCCACGCUGCUCCAGGUGGACCUGGCAGGGGCCCUGGAGGUCGGCGGCCCGAGUCGUCCUGGGAGAGACGAGCAUGUCGUGGUGGAGGUGACCCAGGCCGAGGCUCCAGGCUCCAGGUGGCGGCGGCCACAGCAGGUCACUCACAACUGGACAGUAUUUUUAAACCCAAGAAGAAGCGAUCGCUUGGUGGUGAGCAGGACCUUCGAGGUGCUGAGCAGAGAGACUGUUUCCAUCAGCAUCCGAGCCUCCCUGCAGCAGACCCAGCCUGUUCCUCUUUUGAUGGCUCAUCAGUACCUCCGUGCGAGCGUGGAGGCACAAGUGGCUGUGGCUGCAGCCAUCCUGGCCGCGGUGUACGUGCUCAUCAUAUUCGAGAUUGUUCACAGAGCACUAGCUGCCAUGUUGGGCUCUCUGGCGGCACUAGCGGCGCUGGCUGUCAUUGGUGAUAGACCCAGCCUGACCCACGUGGUGGAAUGGAUUGAUUUCGAGACCCUGUCCCUGCUGUUUGGCAUGAUGAUCUUAGUAGCCAUAUUUUCAGAAACUGGAUUUUUUGAUUAUUGUGCCGUGAAGGCCUACAGACUGUCCCGGGGGCGAGUGUGGGUCAUGAUCACCAUGCUGUGUCUCAUCGCCGCCAUCCUGUCUGCCUUCCUGGACAAUGUCACCACCUCUCUUCUCUUCACUCCCGUGACCAUAAGGUUGUGUGAGGUGCUGAAUCUCGAUCCAAGACAAGUGCUCAUCGCAGAAGUGAUCUUCACAAACAUUGGAGGAGCUGCUACUGCCAUUGGGGACCCACCAAAUGUCAUUAUUGUUUCCAACCAGGAGCUGAGGAAGAUGGGCUUGGACUUCCUGGGGUUCACGGCUCACAUGUUUGUUGGGAUUUGCUUCGUUCUCCUGUUCUGCUUCCCCCUCCUCAGACUCCUUUUCUGGAACAGGAAGCUGUACAACAAGGAACCCAGUGAGAUUGUUGAGCUGAAGCACGAAAUCCACGUGUGGCACCUGACCGCACAACGCAUCAGCCCUGCCAGCCGAGAAGAGACGGCAGUGCGUGGCCUGCUUCUGGGGAAGGUGCUGGAGCUGCAGCAGCUGCUGGCCCACCGGCUGCACACCUUCCACAGACAGAUCUCACAGGAAGACAAGAACUGGGAGACCAACAUCCAGGAGCUGGAAAGGAAGCACAGGAUAGCGGACAGGAUCCUGCUCGCCAAAUGCCUCACGGUGCUGGGGUUUGUCAUCUUCAUGUUCUUUCUCAAUUCGUUUUUCCCUGGCAUUCACCUGGAUCUAGGGUGGAUUGCUAUUCUGGGUGCCAUCUGGUUGCUAAUUUUAGCUGAUAUCCAUGAUUUCGAGAUAAUUCUACACCGAGUAGAAUGGGCAACACUUCUGUUCUUUGCAGCACUCUUUAUUCUGAUGGAGGCACUGGCACACCUCCACUUAAUUGAGUACGUCGGAGAGCAGACUGCUUUGCUAAUAAAGGGGGUCCCCGAGGACCGGCGCCUCACGGCCGCCAUCGUCCUGGUGGUCUGGGUCUCGGCCACCGUGUCGUCGCUGAUCGACAACAUCCCCUUCACAGCUGCAAUGAUCCCGGUGCUCCUGAGCCUCAGCCGAGACCCCGAGGUCAGCCUGCCUGCGCCGCCCCUCAUGUACGCGCUGGCCCUCGGCGCCUGCCUGGGAGGCAACGGGACGCUAAUCGGGGCCUCGGCCAACGUUGUCUGUGCGGGGGUCGCGGAGCAGCACGGCUACGGCUUCUCCUUCAUGGAGUUCUUCAGGCUGGGCUUCCCGAUGACGGUCGUCUCCUGCACGGUGGGCAUGUGUUACCUCCUUGUGGUGCACGUCGUCAUGGGAUGGAGCUAAGGACACGCGUCUGCAGCCCCUUCCGAAGCACGCCAAAAGGCCCCCGACGGCUCUUGGGAGAAGAAAACUGGUUAGGUCAGGGGUCCCCUGGAGAGUAGGCCAUUGGCACCCACAUUCUUAGUCACCUUAGUGCUGGCAAAUCAUGGCAAACAUGAGACAAUUUACCCAGUGUCCCCCCACAGCAAAUGUUUACAUCAAAACAUUGCUUCGCUCUGUAAGACACAAUGUUUAAUUGUCACGUCUCCUGAGGCUGUCUACAGUUUUACAUGUACCCCCCGCCCCCACUCCGGGUUCAAGCCGUUGUUUCUCAGUCUAGUUGUGUAGGACAAACAGCUCCCUGGCCCGUGCUGGUAUCAGGAGCCUUGCGUUUCCCACCAGCUGAGGUAGUCGGUCGCCAGUCGUUGGUCAGCUGCUCACAGCAGCUCACGGCAGCUCUCACCCGCCAGCCACUGGCCACGCAUGGGCAGCCCACGCCAACCUCCGGCUGCUCACGGCAGCCCGGCUCCAGGGAGAGCUGUUGUUCACAAUCUUAGCUGUAGAGGGCGCAGCCCACUGGCCCACGUGGGAAUCGAACCGGCGGCCUCAGCAUUAGGAGCACAGCGCUCCAACCGCCUGAGCCACUGGGCCGGCUCACAUGUACCUACUUUUCAUGUUGAAGUUAUACACCCUCUGAAUAUGUGUCUUUCUUGGGAAAGGCUUACAGUGUGUUUCAUGCAUUAAAAAUACACUAUCCCUUGCCUCACAUUCUUAGAAUUUGUUAGUCUCUUAGUUUUUCAUGAUUUUACAUUAUAUAAAAUGGCAUUUUAUUCAUGCUUUCCCCUGGAGUUUUGACGUCAUCAGUUAAAAGUCUUGAAAUUCCACUUGCAGAGGUCAUAAUGCUUUUUAAAUAAAUAGUUA
Rhinolophus ferrumequinum (greater horseshoe bat) is the source of this 3580-nucleotide messenger RNA. RefSeq names its product OCA2 melanosomal transmembrane protein (gene OCA2). The record is from RefSeq and is a predicted model, not a curated record. Gene Ontology annotation, cellular component: melanosome membrane. Gene Ontology annotation, biological process: melanocyte differentiation; melanin biosynthetic process; transmembrane transport. Lineage: Eukaryota; Metazoa; Chordata; Mammalia; Chiroptera; Rhinolophidae. The transcript has 24 exons. Bases 131 to 2683 code for a protein of 850 amino acids.